AGUUUUUUUUACAUCUCUGCAGCAGAAAGGUUUUUCGUCUCGGCUCGUAUGUGACCUUAACUGCGCUGGUGCCCCAAAAGUCUAAAAUAAAAGUGAAAAGUUGACCCUAUUAAACUUACCAAUCACAAUAAACUUAUUGACAUGCGGUAUUAGUUAUGCAAAAAUACCUUUCUUUGCUCAUCUGAAUAAGGAAUAAUCGAGACAAUGGUUUAUCCCGAAGAACCAUUUUGGGUUCUACCAACGGUCACUGGAUUUUACGAGGACAGAGAUUAUAGAGUGAAUGUGGUAGAAGCCCUACAAGAGUUUUGGCAGAUGAAGCAAUCUCGCGGAGCUGAACUAAAAAACGGAGCUCUUGUUAUUUACGAAUCGAUCCCAGCCAAUAGCCAGCCAUACAUUUGUUUCGUAACUCUGCCAGGAGGUAGUUGCUUUGGUAGCUUUCAGAACUGUCCAACAAAAGCGGAAGCCAGACGCAGUUCGGCCAAGAUUGCUCUGAUGAACUCGGUAUUCAAUGAACACCCUUCACGUCGAAUUAGUGACGAAUUUAUACAGAAAGCAGUACAGGAUGCCCGGACUUCGUUCAAAGGAACAACAUCCCAGGUCAACGAGGGCACGGAAUCUGGAAUCGGCGCCUUCCGAUUCAUGCUGGAAGCAAAUAAGGGUAGAACAAUGCUUGAGUUCCAAGAACUUAUGACUGUCUUCCAAUUGCUUCACUGGAAUGGAUCCCUCAAGGCAAUGCGCGAACGUCAUUGCUCCAGACAGGAAGUGGUGGCUCACUAUUCCAACCGCAGUCUUGAUGACGAGAUGCGCUCACAAAUGGCGUUGGACUGGAUUGCCAGGGAACACGACAGUCCCGGCGUUAUUCGCCGCGAAUUGGUGCUGGCCGAGAGAGAGCUGGAAACCUUUCGCAUGGCUGGACGAGAGCUGCGUUUUCCGAAGGAAAAGAAGGACAUACUUAUGAUAGCUCAUAACCAACUGGGCGGUAGUGCCCUCAGUUCGGCUUCCAUUGAUGAUUGAUCAAAAAUCAAAAAAUAUUUCAAAUAUGCGUUUACAAACUUUUUAGAUAAAUCAUAUAACUUCACUUUGAGUAAUGAUCAAUAUUUAUUUAAUUGGCAUACCAUAUGAUCUCCAUGAUGAAAAACAAGCGGAAUUUUUAUUUGAAAAAAUAUUACUCUUCCCACACAAACACUUCCAAAUUAUAACAAAUUAAUAUUUAAAAUCGUUAAAAAAUGUGAUUUUUAUAUCAUCUGCUACAAAAAUAAGACUAAAUCCAAUAAAAAUAAU
Molecule: messenger RNA, 1281 nt
Organism: Drosophila kikkawai
Lineage: Eukaryota; Metazoa; Arthropoda; Insecta; Diptera; Drosophilidae
Gene: lft
Product: Limb expression 1 family member lowfat
Biological process (GO): autophagosome maturation
Cellular component (GO): cytoplasm
Source: RefSeq, a predicted model, not a curated record